UUACAAAAUCCCCUCAUUUUCGUCCAUUCACAACCCUCCUCUCUUUUUAGUGUUUUUUCUUUUAUGCCUCUUCACCUUUAUUUUACUCACUACUCUCUCUUUCCUUGAUCUUAUGCCCACCCUACUUUGCUUGAAUGGAUUGAAUACCUACCGGGCGGAACUUUGCGAAUUUCAACGGAGGGGAAACCCAACAACGUUCUACACGUAGAUUGACCACCACGCUAGGGAGCUAUAGACACUUAGGGUUUGCCGAAUGGAAGUACUGAUAUUUAUUGGAUAAUCUUUCAUUGGCUCUGGGACUCUUGUGGUGGUGGAGGGAACGCGGUUCGUGGAGAGAGCUGUUUAGGUCUUUCUGAUGGCCGGUGUUAAGCGUUCAACGAGAGGUCCUUGGUCGUUGGCAGAUAGCUAUGGUAUGUACAUUCUGGGGGCUUCCGAUUGGGAGGACAGUUGGAUUUUAUACUGACUAAGUUCUCCUGCAGGCUUCAUUGCUUCGUACGUCACCAGCGCGAGACAACAUCCCCGGCAGCUUGCUUCAAUAGCAGCAGGAGGGCAGAGACAAUUCUCACGAACUGCAUACACCCAAUUCUCAGUGCUGGAAGAUGGAUACAAGAUCAGUAAAUCCCGCGGAGCAUCAUGCUCUCCUCGUCCAAAUUCUGUCUACCCAAGCACAACCACCCGUCGAAACUUCCACGAUUACUUUGUCACGAACCUACCCUCUUCCUCUCUCCACCCAGAUUCCCGCACAGCGAGAGGUCCGCACCAUAAACUUCCUCGUUCCGCCUCAACCCCUCAUACAGGACCCGGUCGCUUACCAGCAGCGGCCCCUCCUAUGCUUGGUCCCUCGCGCGAUAUGACCGUCGUCCGGAUUCCCCUUCGAAGCGCAAAACACCAUUUCGGUGUCUCCCUCUCCCGCGGUACACGUCCGUACAAUGAAGAUACUUUUCAAGCAGGCACUUUGGAAAUACCAGCCUUUGCAAAACGUGCUCCGAUUAGUUUGAGUCGUUCAAACAAAGCUGGUGCGAAAGGUGGAGCUACGAGUGCGGAUAGUGCAAGUGGGGAUCCUCAAGUUUUCUACUUUGGGGUUUAUGAUGGGCAUGGGGGAAAUGAGUGUAGUGAUUUUCUGAGGGAAAGACUACAUGAUUAUGUGGAGAAGACGGCGGAGACGUUUGAAUUGGGGAGUAGUUUGAAAAAGAGCAGGUCAAAAGAUUUGGGUUCUGGGACUCACGUUGGGGCAAAUAGUGAGCUGACUACGAAUGGAAAGGAGACAUUGAAGAAAGUUGAAAUGGAGACAGCAGAUGAAAUGAAGGAUUCCGCAAGUUCGCCGACUCAAAAUAAAGAAGGGACUCUUUCAAAUCCACCAUCGGAAACAGUUCAGGUGGAAAGUGAAGAGCCCGAACCCAUUGAAUCCAAUAAGCCUAAAACAAUUGAGAUGGAGAGAUCUCUAGUGGCACAAUGGAAGGAGACAGUUGGUGGAUACUUUCGACGCUUCAGACCAGCCUAUUUCACGCUCCCAUCUUCCGAUGGGUCUCCACCAUCCGACGCUGUGGUAUCCAUAGAAACCGUCCUAAUGUACGCCUUCCUUAAAGCAGACCUCGACUUCAUCACCGCCCAAGCACGCAAACCCGAUCCAGAAAGCCACAACGACAGUCCCCUAAAUGCUGAAGACAUACUUGGUGAGCCCGCCCAUCGCUGUACAACCCAAGACCGUAUCGGAGGGCCAACAAGAUUUCUAGGCGGCUCUACAGCCUCGGUAGCACUCAUCUCCACGCCCUCGCCAACACCAUUCUGGCAUCCUGCCUCUCCAUCUACGCUGGUCGUCGCUCAUGUGGGAGAUACCCGUAUACUCCUUUGUGACACGGCUACCGGAAUCGCUAAACCAGUUACCACCAACCAUCACCCUUCCUCACCGGUAGAAAGUACCCGUCUCCGUCGCUACGCCGCGACCUUCGUCACCGAUUCUUUUGGCGAAGAACGCAUGUCGGGACUCGCUAACACGCGAGCCUUUGGCGACAUGCGUUCCAAGAGAAUCGGCGUCUCUGCUGAACCUGAAAUCCGGCGUAUCGAACUCGCUCCUGCUGAAUACUCGUUCGUCGUCCUAGUUUCGGAUGGUAUCUCAGGGACCCUCAGUGACCAGGAAAUUGUGGAUGUGGUUAAGGAGGCCAAAACUCCGGAACAGGGCGCGAAGGAUGUCGUUGCAUAUGCGACGGAAGUGUCCAGGGAGGGCGAUAAUGCUACAUGUCUCAUUGUGAGACUUGGAGGGUGGGAACGCAGGGGCGAGGGGGGGAUGGGAAGUAUGGGGACGAGGGAGAUGAGGGAUUUUAGGAAGGGAGAUGCUUUGGAUCCUAGGAGGGGGAGGACUUAG
Molecule: messenger RNA, 2362 nt
Organism: Hymenoscyphus albidus
Lineage: Eukaryota; Fungi; Ascomycota; Leotiomycetes; Helotiales; Helotiaceae
Source: the annotation of a GenBank genome assembly